This is a messenger RNA of Labrus mixtus (cuckoo wrasse), 4452 nucleotides long. Its product is annotated as retinoic acid-induced protein 2. Gene Ontology annotation, cellular component: nucleus. Bases 211 to 1806 code for a protein of 531 amino acids. The record is from RefSeq and is a predicted model, not a curated record. Gene Ontology annotation, biological process: animal organ development. Lineage: Eukaryota; Metazoa; Chordata; Actinopteri; Labriformes; Labridae. The transcript is spliced from 2 exons.
UGGAGUGUCUCCGACGGACCGCAAUGAGGAGAUAAAUAGAAGCUUUAUCUAUUUAUUAUAAAGUAUUAACGGGUCUCAUUCAUUGCUACCUGGGAGGAGCAGCUGGUGGGUUGAGUCGUUUAUACGCUCGUCUGCUUUAAAGGGCUCCUGGAAGAAUAAUGGAUGAGGACUGUCUCUAACACUUGGACAUUUGGAUCUUCGGACUGAACUAUGGAGGGUGGUGAUGAGUGUGUUAAUGUGAAACAGUCUCAGACUGAUGCAUGCAGCGCUGAGGUUGCAGGAGGAGGCGGAGGAGAGAUGCUAAGUAAAGCUGAAGAUGCUGCUGAUUCCUGUGUCAGCGCUAAAGAAGGACUCUCCAACCUGGUGGAUCCUCCCGCUCCGUCAGUGGUGAGUCCCUCUGCUGAAGCGCCAGGAGGCGUAGCGCUUAAAGUCGCCACAACUGUGCUGCACCCGGUGUGUCUGGGAGAGACCCCGCUGAUGCUGCCCAUCCACCUGCAGAUGGCCGGAGCUGCCGGGCCUCAGCUCGGCCAAAUGGGGGCGUCGCCAUACCUGAUCACGAGCCAAAGCCCGGUCUCUCUUCCUAUGGUGUUGGAUCAGCAGGUCCUCCAGCACAUGAGUCCGUCGGUGAUCCCUCAGACUGCUAACUGCCCUCAGCUGCAGAACAAUGUCCUGUGUCAGAACCCUUUGGCGUUUGGUUUACCUCCAGCUGUGGAUCAGAAAGCAGCAGCACAAACGCAGGAGGCUAACCUGCUCUCACUCCUGCAGAAUCCAGCGUUUGCAGCCAUCUUGCAGGAUCUUUUCUCCUCUCAGGCGGGCGCUUCAUCCACCUGUCAGUCCCCAGGCUCUCCAUUUUUCCCUCUUCCUCCCCUCACACCCCCCUACUCCUCUCCUCUGGCCCCGUUAGUCCCUCCAGCCACCCUUCUAGUUCCCUAUCCUGUCAUCAUCCCUCUGCCAGUGCCUCUGCCAGUCCCUCUACCUAUCCCCAUUCCAGUCCCUCAGACUGAGGACUCAAAGGGGAACAUGCCAAAACCAGUUUGCACUGUGAGUAAAAGCACUCAGACGUCUCCUAAAGAUACUACCUCUCCUGCGUUGUCCUCGAGCAGAUUCAUGCCAUCAUUCCAGCUGCAAAAUGUGUCCCUGUCCUCGCUUCCUGUCGAUGAAGGGCAGGCUCUGGACCUCUCCGUCCGGACAUGUCCUGUUGAACUAAAACAGGAAUCUCCCAGUCCGCAGCAGGACAGCGUACUGGAUUUGUCAGUGCCUGGUGUGAGGAAGAAGUAUGACAAAGAGGUAGCUUUCCAUUCCAGUCAGGAUACAAGAGGUACCUCAUUGUCUUUGGGCGUUCAAUGCACUCAGAGUUUAGAUUCCAAACUUCUGGGCAGUUUGGCUUCACUGCAGUUCAGCCGGCAGCAUAAAUGGGUAGUCGACAGCGGUCCAGGUGGGUCGGGUACUCAGGAGGCGUCUAUAAGCGGAGCAGGAAACCUGGAGAUACUCAGCACCUCGCAGACAGCCAAAGUCAUCGUCUCAGUGAAGGACGCCAUCCCUGCGAUCCUCUGCGGGAAGAUAAAAGGCCUCUCAGGGGUCUCCACUAAGAACUUCUCAAUCAAACGGGACGGCAGCCAGGGGCCGUCUCUGCAGCAGCUCUACGCCCUGCCGUCUGCAUCUCAAGCUGAGCAGCACGACCCCAACAACCCGCUUAAGAAGGUCCCAAAGAGCAGGGCCAUCAAGCUGAAGAAGGUCAGCUCACAGGAGAUCCACUUCCUCCCGGUGAAGAAGCAGAGACUCGCAGCGCUGCUCCCCAGGAAGUGAAAGUGCCCGGCGGUGGGGGGAUUAAUUGUUGGAGCGCUCUCUGGUAUCCCGUCCAGAGCGUGUAACAUAAAACACAUGUGGAGACGGUCUGUAAUCAAAGUCAUACACAUACAUGUCCCGUCAAAAGCUCAGAGUCUGGCUCCAAAUGUUACAGAAAAUGAGCUCAUGAAUGUCUGACAGUGUCACACAGUUUUUUUGUUAUUCUGUGAUGCACUACUCCAAAGUGUUGCAUUAAACCUGAAAUGUUUCUGUCGAUGGCAGCUUAAUGGCCUCUCCAUGAAUCACGGAACAUUUCUUGACUGCAAAAUCACAGAAAAGACACAUGGGUUCAAUUUCUCCAUAUCUGGAGUCAAGGUUUUUUUUUUCCACAAGAAAUUUGUCUUGAAGUGCACUGAGGACCUUAAAGAAACGUUGUCAGAGUUUCAAACUGUUCACAUCAGAGCAGUUUGUGCUGGCAGGACGUGACACAGACUCUUAAAAACAUGUCCCAUGGUUGGAAAUUCCCAAAGUCAUCACUGGCUCAGUGGAGCGUUUCAUUCUCAUGUGAUUGGUUGGGUUUAAGCAUGACAGACUAAUAAUGAUUUGGCAGAGCGAGAGCCACAAUUUCAUUAAAGUAAAUGUUGGAAACAGCCGUAAGUCACGAAAAAAUACUUUCUUAUGAAGUAUAACAGCAGCAGAAAAAAGGGAUGUCUUUUUUUGUCUUCACAUUUCAUACAACUUCUAUGAGCCUUUGUUAAUAUAAGGGAAAAGAGCUUUUUAAAUGGUGGAAAUAGCCUAUUGAAUCCAAAAUUAAACAGCAAGUGAGACACAGCUGCACCCCCCCCCCCCUAAUGUUUGCAUUAAACAUUACCUUUGGUAUUUUUAAACAGGGUCCUAUUCGUACAUAAUUUGGGAAUAUAUCUCUAAAAGUUACAACAACUUUUAUAUGGCUUCAGUAGAUUGUUUAGGCUGCAACGUUUUCUGGGGGAAAUUUGCCAGAUCUAUAUACAGUAUGUUUGCUAAAAGGACUCGUUUUAGCCAGGGUCACACUUAGAUUAUUAUUCUAAGUGUCUGACAAAAUUACAGAAACUAUCCCUACAAAGUUAGUUUUAAAAAAAUAAAGAAUUAGAUGCUUUUUAGGAAACCACCAACAGCGGAUACCAUACCCUCAAAGCCACCAGACUCCAUGAGCAAAAAUGUAAUUUUACCUUUCAGAACACAGGAGUUGCUGGUCUACUGCUGCUCUGAUUAGUUAGAAUUUGUGUUAUUAUGCAUCACACUAAUAUCUCGCCAUAGCCUGUCAAAUGAACCCCAAAUUAAGUCAGGAGCGGACAAACAACUCCUAUGCACAAGGUAAAAUUGCUGUUUUUUUCAAUGGAGUCUGGCAGUGUUUUUGAAAAUGUUAUGAAGGCUGUUUCUGGUUAAAAUAAAAGGAUUUGUCCCUGAUCUGUCGCUGUAGGGAUCAGUUCUGUAAUGUUGCCUGACGCUAACAUUUACAACGUGAGUCGAUCACUGGCAACAAGAAGCUCUUUAAUUGGGCGCAUUUUUCUUUUGGGAUUGAGUUGCAGCAGCAACAGUCUUUAUUCCAAGUUGUUCUUUUGCAUUUUGGCAUUCACAUUCAGAGUAUGUCUAAAACAUAGGGCCUAGUUUUAAAAAUACUAGACUUACUCCAAACUGACAAAUGAAUUGAAUCCAAGAGGAAGUUUUAUAUGGUGCUAUUAUUGUUGCAAAAACUAUUUACAAAUCAACAAAUACUUCAAACAGAUCUGCAAAUAUCUGCAAGACCUACAUUUGUCGAUGUAUUUACACAUUUGCAAAUGGUUUUCAACGAUAAUAGCUCCAUACUUUAAAUAUUUAUUUACCUGUCGAGUCAACCGAACAUGUGAAGAGAAGAUAAAGAUGGAGAGAAAAGAUCGAAGAAGUAAUGUCUGUAUCCUGGCUUCAGUCAGGGAGAAGAUUGUUGGUGUGUUUGUGAAGUGAAUCUGUAUUGAUGAGUCUCCACAUUCUGUUUCUGUCUGCGUAAACCUUUAGUUCAAAGUGGUUUCAUGUCACUUUUAUGGUUUUGUUGAUCAUGGCGGAGAUGUUUCUGUCCCAUGAUUAGAUCAGAGUUGUGAAUGUGAGAGUAUUGGUGUUGUGUGUCCAUUUAUUUAUCCUGUUGAGUGCACUUUGCCAUAGUUUAGUUUGAAGCGUUACAGGGUGUUGCUACAUUUUUUGCUCAAACUGUUUCCCCCACUGAUUGUGAAUGGAGCAUUUAUUAAAAUCUGUGAAUUAAAGAGCUACAAACAUCUGGAUGCAAACUGUUGGAGAGAUGAAAGAAGGGAUGGAGAACCCUACACAAUCCUUCAUGUAUACUGAUGAACUUUAACUCAUGUCUGCAGAAUCAACAGCGAGCGCUUGGCUUUAGCAGCUCGAACACUUUGCCUGUACAUGAUUUCACACUAAUUUAUUCUUUGUGAAACUUUUAUUUAUACAAUCUGUAAAUAUCCCGGAUGAUCGUCAGUUGUUACUGUCUUUCUCCUUUUGAACUGUCGGACUCCUGAAGCACUUUUUAUGCUUCCAAAAACAUUUCUUUUUAGUGAAGAAACACCAGUGCUGGCAGUUUGAUGUGUGUUUACUGUACAGUAUGUGUUUUUUAUAUGGAAGGGAACUAAAAACUAAAAGUCUGAA